CAACUCGAGAACCAAAUGGCCUCUUUAUAGAUCCUGGCCACCAGCUAGCCUUGAUAUUAUUAUAUGGCUUUAUUAGGAGGACCCUCACCAAUGCAUGCUACAUAGGAAGAGCUUGUGUGCAUAACACCGUGCUGAUGUCUAGUCAGUAGCUUCGUGUUGAGUGCUCGUCCACACAGUAUAUCACCUGCCGGUUGCGCCUUGUGCAAGUCUUCCCUUCCUAUCUACCUUUAGAUCUCCUUCCCAGUUCCAUAGACACGAUCUCGUCCAUACCCAUAAUCCCGGCAUAUCAAUUUGCCCUGUACUGGAAAUUCCAUCCCAGCGCGCUUCUUCAUCGUAGCCAAACGGUACCACAGGUCUAAUCCGCAGCCAUCUACAGGCAAACCUUUCGGUAUGCACAAACCGUCUCCAAUAUCCAACACAACCGACACGGGCAUCCCGCCGCCUUCUUUCCCUCAAGUCACCCCUUCCACCCCUCCUCGUCCCGGUUUAUCGGCCGCAGCUCCAGACCCAUCCGACCUCACCCCUCCCACCUCGCUCGGCCCCAGCUCACACCCUCCCUCAGCGUCCACAUCCUCCCUCACCAUCGGCCUGAAGAACGCGAACGGCAAGAGAACCCAUUCCCGCACCGACCUCGACAUCAUGGGCCCCCCCGCCGAGCCACCCGGGCCGUCCACUUCCAUCUCCACCCCUGCUCCCACCUCCGCGUCCGCGCAAACCGGGACCAAGCGCGCGCACCCGGACUUCGCCGCUAUCCACGGACAUCGCCUUUCUACAUCCUUGGAUUUUCGCCCUAGUACGCCGAAUCACGCGGGCAUCGUGCCAGAGGGGAAUACCUUUGUGCACAAGCCCAGCGGCUACGUCUGGCCGGCCGAGGGGUACGAGGAGUCGCCGGGAUAUAGCUGGACGAAUGAGAAGGCGUUGGAGGAAUAUGCGCGGGCGAUGGACUCGCUCGUGCAUGUGGAGAUGAUCGAGGCUCGAUUCGGUGACCCGCUGUUGGCGAAGCGACGGAAGGAGAAACAGCUGCAACAGCCGCAGCAGGCGGAUGAGGCUAUGAAAUGACAGAUUCCUCAAUCAACACCAAGAGAGACAAGGGUUGCUGAGCCAGGAGAUGAUCGAUUGACCGCGUCGGGUGGGCUGAUGUACUUUCUUGGGAGGCGGAAGUCUCGUGCUCUACUACAGUUGCUACGGACCGAAUACCAUCAAUCUAUUACUGAGGGGAGCUGCUGCAGAGAGAAAAGUAUUUCGGCAAAACUAUAUACUCUGAAAUACACAGCUUUAACGCAUUCGCAAUUGAAGUCGUCUAGCCAACCCAAUCACCGUCAUGACAUCGUAUCCCGUAACGCCACGCAAAUGCUCCUCAGAAAGGCGAUCUCCAACCCCUCUAUAUCGCAUCGCUAUCAUCCCCAUCAUCCAGCACGUCGUCAUCCUCUUCCUUCCCUUUCUCCAUCUCCUCCACCAGAUCCUCCCCAUCCAUCGUCGUCUCCCCCUGCUCCUCCUCCUCCUCCUCCUCCUCCUCCACCUCAUCAUGCUCCAACUCCUCCCCCUCCCCCUCCC
This is a messenger RNA of Eremomyces bilateralis CBS 781.70, 1554 nucleotides long. RefSeq lists its product as uncharacterized. The record is from RefSeq and is a predicted model, not a curated record. Lineage: Eukaryota; Fungi; Ascomycota; Dothideomycetes; Eremomycetales; Eremomycetaceae. The coding region runs from base 391 to 1059 and encodes 222 amino acids. The transcript is spliced from 2 exons.